AUGCGGCCCCAACGGGAAUACCAUAUCGUCGUUUUAGGUGCUGGAGGUGUGGGAAAGAGCUGUCUUACUGCUCAAUUCGUGCAAAAUGUCUGGAUUGAGAGUUAUGACCCGACAAUCGAGGAUUCAUACCGGAAGCAGAUCGACGUGGAUGGCCGGCAAUGUAUUUUGGAAAUACUGGACACUGCAGGAACAGAACAGUUCACGGCCAUGAGGUAA
This is a messenger RNA of Aspergillus luchuensis, 216 nucleotides long. RefSeq names its product Ras-related protein Rsr1. Gene Ontology annotation, cellular component: plasma membrane. NCBI's taxonomy places the organism in Eukaryota, Fungi, Ascomycota, Eurotiomycetes, Eurotiales, Aspergillaceae. The transcript is spliced from 7 exons. Gene Ontology annotation, biological process: signal transduction. Gene Ontology annotation, molecular function: GDP binding; GTPase activity; GTP binding. The record is from RefSeq and is a predicted model, not a curated record. The coding region runs from base 1 to 216 and encodes 71 amino acids.